GUUUUAAUAAAGGCUGUGGGAGGUCUGUUGAAUGCAACAUUUGGCAAUGCAGUAGAAUUAAUAAUAGCUAUAGUAGCUUUGGUGAAAGGUCAAAUUCGCGUUGUCCAAGCAUCAGUGUUAGGCUCUGUACUUUCUAAUAUUCUAUUAGUAUUAGGAACAUGUUUUCUUUGCGGUGGAAUUUCUGUUAUGUUAAAAAGUGGGGAACUUGAACAAAAUUUUAGUUCGACUGCUGCACAAGCUAGUUCUAGUUUGAUGACCCUGGCAUGCAUUACUCUAAUUUUGCCUGCUGCAUUCAGCUUUACUGUCAACGGAACCACUUCUGGUGGAGCUACUAAUGGAACUGGUAAUUCUUCCAGUGAGAAUAGUACUGUCAAGGUUGAUGACAGGAUUUUGCAUAUAAGUUAUGGAACGUCGAUUGUAUUAUUGGCUCUAAAAACCCAUAAAUCCCUAUUUGUUGUAAAAGAAGAAGACCUUGAAAAUGUAAGUCGCGGAGUCAAUCUUAAUCCUGCAAAACAAAGCGCCGACAACAAAUCUGGAAACUCAGAAAGCGAAGAACAAGAAAAUGAUAACGCAGAAAUCGCAGAAACCGCAGAUAACGGAAAACAAAAAAAUAAAAACAAAGAAAGCGAAAACAAGGAAGAGGAAAGCGAAGAAGAACACAUAAGCACGAUAGCGUCAUUAAUUUUGCUAAUCGCAACAACUGUGAUUACCGCUUUUUCUGCAGAAUUUCUCGUAGGAUCAAUAGAAGGAAUUGUCAAAUCCCUUAGUAUAAGCGAAACUUUUAUUGGGUUGAUUUUAUUACCUAUAGUUGGUAAUGCCGCUGAGGUAUUAAAAAUGCUAACGUCAUUAUUAAAUGUUGCAAUUAUUUUCUUAUAA
Racocetra fulgida is the source of this 876-nucleotide messenger RNA. NCBI's taxonomy places the organism in Eukaryota, Fungi, Glomeromycota, Glomeromycetes, Diversisporales, Gigasporaceae. The record is from the annotation of a GenBank genome assembly.